AUGCUCCGUACGGAUAUCCUGCUCAUGAUCCGUCAGAUCUUGCGACUGCCGGCCGAUGGACUGCUGCUGCUGCGGAGGCGCCAGGUCGAGAUUAAGCUUCCAGCUGCGGCGGUGGGCGCCAAACGCCUUCUAGACCAACUCUCGACUGGGACCAUACGUUCCACACCUUCUAUCCGUACGGCGAAAGCGUGGGAUUUGCUGUGGUACCCGACCUUGCACCAGCACUGCAUGAAAUGGACGGGCCUCCUGCGCGACCACGCCAGCAGCGCCCCUGGGCCAGACCCUGGAACAAAUGUGUCUCUCAAGUCCCUGAAGGCAGAAGCGCUGAAGGCUGAAGCCGGCAUUGACAAGUCGCCCCUGCUGCGGAGGCCAAUCUGCCAGUCCAGUGGAGGUGAAUCGGGGCAGGGCACGGCUGGGGCCCCUAGAGUCCGUCACCUCGACAGUCAGCCCGGUCGACCAGUCAGUCACCCAGUCCUCCGAUCAACCGUCAUCCUGUCCGCUCGCUCUCUUGCCUUUGGCAGCGCCACGACAGUCACAGCACCGAGAGGCCAGAGCCGGACGGUCCUGGGCUCAGGGUUCCUGGAUUCGCCCGUGCCUGGGAAGGCCGAGGACCCUUUCAGCAGACUGCAGCAGACGUAG
This is a messenger RNA of Colletotrichum tamarilloi, 639 nucleotides long. RefSeq lists its product as uncharacterized. The record is from RefSeq and is a predicted model, not a curated record. The transcript has 5 exons. The coding region runs from base 1 to 639 and encodes 212 amino acids. NCBI's taxonomy places the organism in Eukaryota, Fungi, Ascomycota, Sordariomycetes, Glomerellales, Glomerellaceae.